GGAAACUUGGAAACAUGACUGUGACCGUAAAGAAGACUGUCCCCUCUCCUGAGGCCGUGCAGAUUCUCUACCAGCGCAUGAGAUACGAGUACGCAUUCUACCACUACGUCAAAGAGCAGUUCCACCUGCUGAAGCGCAAGUUUGGACUGAAGUCUCACGUCAGCAAGCCCCCUCUGAGGCCACAAUUCUUUAUUCCAACUCCACUGAAAACCGAGGAGCCGAUGGAUGACGAGGAACAAGAUGAUGAAAAGUGGCUAGAAGAUAUUUAUAAGAGGUGAUGCCAGCACUGUGUUGUCUCCAUGGCUUUAUCUCCCUUUUCCAGAAAGUUUUUCGUUUGGGGAAGAAAAAUCCUUACAGGACUAAAUUAAUGCUCGGGUGCAUUAAAAAGAACAAAACAUACCCACAUGUUGGGGUCAUUGGGAGAUGCCCGGUUUUGCGGGUUUUAUUUGUUUAAUUUUAUUCUGUGUUUUUUUAUUGGCUCCUUGCAUCUUUCCCAGGUAUACCAGAUGGCUCCAUCACAAGAUGUCUUGUCACAAAAUAGUUUCCCC
This is a messenger RNA of Galeopterus variegatus (Sunda flying lemur), 548 nucleotides long. RefSeq names its product uronyl 2-sulfotransferase-like. NCBI's taxonomy places the organism in Eukaryota, Metazoa, Chordata, Mammalia, Dermoptera, Cynocephalidae. The transcript has a single exon. Gene Ontology annotation, cellular component: membrane. The coding region runs from base 15 to 278 and encodes 87 amino acids. Gene Ontology annotation, molecular function: sulfotransferase activity. The record is from RefSeq and is a predicted model, not a curated record.